AUGUAAUAAAAAAGGUAUGAUUCUGUACGCAAGAAUAUAUAAUAAGUACAUUAAUCAUAGCAACUUCAAUUAUAGUAUUCUUCAUAGCCUAAAUAAGUACCAAGUAAAUUUCAAAUUGCGUAGAUUGGAAAGGAUGUUGCAUCUACAAUUAUACCUGCAUUUAUUGAUAUGAUCAACUAAGAAACUGAUGUUUAUUAUUUAUUUGACUCAUUCCACUCUAUUUUGAAUUCUGUCAAAUAAGCAGAAGAGGAUUCUAAUGUAACUUAAAAGAACAAGCAACAUACUUUAGAUUGGUGGAAAGUUACAGGUUCAAGUUAAAGUUGGACAGGUGUAAGAAAUAUUUAACCUCUUUCAGAAUCUCAUAUGAAGCAAUCAUCCCGUUUUCUUGAUAGUUAUAACAGUAGAGGUUCUGCUAUAAUAGAAAAUCUUAAACGUUAAAUAGGAGAGUUGACAGAGGAAUAAAAGUUUAAAUAAAACUCUCGUACAAUUGGUUAAGUAGCUAUCAAAUUAUUUGAUGAAUAAGAUAUUUAUGUUGAAAUGUCUAAGUAAGGGAGAACUUUUAUUUCUAUAUAUCAAGUGUAAAAUAAGUUUCAUAAGUGUCAUAUGGGUUUUUGCUUAUAUACUGUUUUUGGAGAAUUAUAAGAUAAAGAAAGUAUUAUUAAUAAAAUGUAUGUGGCUAAAUGGCAUAGAAAAAAUGGUAACUUUUUAAAUCUUGUCACAGAAUUUAUAUAGUAUAUAAUAAAAAAUGAAGCAGUCAAUAAAAUCAAAAUCAAAAUAAACUCAACAUAAGGAUAAUUGAUUAGACAUUUACAAUAAUUAAGCUUUAAACUAGCAUCUACUGUACCAUUAAUCAAUUAAAUAAAAGUACUAACAUUUGUUUUAAUCUCAAAAGAAUUUAAAAUAUGA
Messenger RNA from Paramecium sonneborni, 906 nucleotides. The record is from the annotation of a GenBank genome assembly. NCBI's taxonomy places the organism in Eukaryota, Ciliophora, Oligohymenophorea, Peniculida, Parameciidae.